Paramecium pentaurelia is the source of this 1259-nucleotide messenger RNA. NCBI's taxonomy places the organism in Eukaryota, Ciliophora, Oligohymenophorea, Peniculida, Parameciidae. The record is from the annotation of a GenBank genome assembly.
CAUGCUUAAUACUUAUCAUACACCAAAAUAGACCUACAAAUAAUAACCAUCAAAAAUAUAAUAGCCUAUACAUUAAAAAAGCCUCACCUGUAAGUCUCUCUCUCCUUAAUAAUUAUAAAUUCCCCUUCAAUAUAAUUAAAUUAAGGAUGAUUAAGAUCCUUCAACACCACAAAAGAUUAAAUUAGCCAAGGGUGUUAAAUUAUUAAAUAUUCCAUCUUAACUUAAUGAUAACAGUUUUAGAGGAAGCAGCUCUAAAAAUAUAUUGACAUAAGAUAGUCCACUUAUAACACAUAAUAAAGAAAACAAUUCAAUUGGUAGAAGAAUUUGUACUGAAUCAAGUACUCAAGACAAUUCAACUUCAUUAGUUAUACAAGAAAAUAAAAAGUUAAAUGAAUUGAUUUAAAGAUUAUUUAGAGAGAAAUAAGAAUUAGUUACAAUCAUAGAAAAAUAAAAGAAUUAAUAAUAAUUUUAACAUGGUUAGACUGAUUAAUUCAAUCUUUUAAGUUUAAAAGCAAGAAUUGAAAGAUUAGAAGGAGUUAUUGAUUAAUAAAGUGAAGAAAUAAAUGAAUGGAAAUUAAAAUAUAAAUAAGCAUGUGAAGAAGAUGAAAGAGUCAAUGCUAUAGAUUAAAUGGUAUUAUUAUAAAAAUAUUCAUUUAUAGGAAUCACAAAUACUUAAAGUGGUUGAAGAAAAUGAAAGACUGAAUAAUUUAGGUUUUGAUAAAGAUAAAUAAAUUUCUAAUUUAAACAAUGAAAUUACAUUAUUUUAGAAGAAAAUCUAUGAAUGUGAAUAAAAAAUCAAAGAUUAAGCUAAUCUUAUUAUUGCAUAUGAAGAAGAUACAAAAGAAUUAAAAAAAGAAUACAAAAUUAAAUUAAAUAUAAUUGAAAGAUUUGAAUAAUAAUAAUAAUAAUUAGAAUAGAUAGAACAUUCUUAUUAAUCAUCAUUUCAUGAAAUUUAAUAAGGAUAACCAAAUAAUAAUUAAUAAAUAAUUUUAGAUUACAUAAAAUAAAUAGAAUAAGUAUUAUUAUUAUAUUAAUUUUAGUAAUUGUGUGAUUUAUCAACAUAAUAUACAUCAUAAGUCUUGGAAAAUUAAAGAUUAUUGAGAUAAAAUAAUAAUUUAAAAGAAGAAUUACUAUCUUAAUAAAAGGCUUUGGAUGAUAUAAGGACAUCUUAAAGAGGAGCUGUUAAUCCUAAAUUUUAAGAAAUUAAUAAAAAUGUUACAUUAUUAAGAGAAAAAAUUUUGAAACAAAUGAUUAAAUGA